Notothenia coriiceps (black rockcod) is the source of this 2484-nucleotide messenger RNA. RefSeq names its product nudE neurodevelopment protein 1-like 1b (gene ndel1b). Gene Ontology annotation, molecular function: microtubule binding. The record is from RefSeq and is a predicted model, not a curated record. The coding region runs from base 142 to 1038 and encodes 298 amino acids. Gene Ontology annotation, biological process: centrosome localization; mitotic centrosome separation; chromosome segregation. The transcript is spliced from 8 exons. Lineage: Eukaryota; Metazoa; Chordata; Actinopteri; Perciformes; Nototheniidae. Gene Ontology annotation, cellular component: centrosome; kinesin complex; kinetochore.
UUUCCUAAACACAGCUCAGUCACUAAUAUCCGAGGCCAGAGCAGGGGAGAGGUGUGUGUUGGAUAUAACACCGGCUGGAAGGCGACCCCCUGAAACAGAAGAUAGCUGGACAUCGAUUUGACAUGAGCAGGGUGCCCUGACAUGGACAAAGAGAUGAUUCCCAAAUUUACGUCAAAGGAUGAGGAAGUUGAUUACUGGAAGUCCCAAGCCCUCAAAUAUAAGAAAAGUUGCUACGAUGCCCAGGAGGAGCUGCAGGAGUUCCAGGAGGGGAGCCGGGAGCUGGAGGCCGAGCUGGAGGCGCAGCUGAGUCAGGCCGAACACCGCCUUCGAGACCUCCAGAUCGAAAAUGAGAGACUGAAGAACGAGGUGGUCAACCUCAAGGAGAAGCUGGAGCAUCAGCAUGCGCAGAGUUAUAAGCAGGUUUCUAUGCUGGAGGACGACCUGGGCCAGACACGCAGCAUCAAAGAUCAGCUCAACAAAUACGUCCGAGAGCUGGAGCAGGCCAACGACGACCUGGAGAGAGCCAAGAGGUCAGACUACCUGAGACAGGAGCUGGCGGUACGGGAGCGGACCACCGACAGGAUGUCAGCACCCAGCUCCCCCACCUCUGACAUCGACAAGAUGGACUCAGCAGUUCCGGCCUCUUUAUCCCUCCCAGCCACACCCGUAGGAAAGAGCAUAGAGCACCCCUUCAUCACGCAAAAAGCACUGUCCAACGGCUGCAACGGCAACUCGUCCCUCACUCCUUCUGCUCGAAUCUCUGCUCUUAAUAUUGUUGGCGACCUUUUGAGGAAGGUUGGGGCUCUGGAGUCCAAAAUCGCUGCCUGCAGGAACUUUGCCAAAGACCAAGCAGCUAGAAAAAAUUAUUCCACAGACAACGGAAAACUCAUCAACAGCAAUGCCACAAAGUUCUCACACUCUCUUCACACGACCUACUUUGACAAAACGACUGUAAACGGGUUGGACCCCAGCUCCUUGACCUCCAUCGCCACAUCCAGAGCCGUGUCUCCACCAGCUCUGCUGCCUCUGAGUGUGUGAGGCGACCCCACACCACCUGAACCUCUACUGUCACUGUGGGAACCCAGAGGACACUUGAAUGACCUUUACAUUGUGUGCUAGGUGUGUGUAUGCGAGAGAAAGAGUUUGAAAGGAAACCGAUGCCGCGUGUGUUUGCCUGUUUGGGAUUGUGCAUUUUUUGAAGUGUGGAAGAGAGGCUGGACUUCACAAUGACCUUGCCUCCAGUUUGCAGCUCUGAAUGCAUCUGUGAGUAGGUGCACAGUCGUGUGUGCACGCGUUCCUACCACACACUUGCAUGUGCCUAAAGCUGUGCUUUACUGUGCUUGUAUGAAUGUCGUUACAAAUGUGUUGCUUUCUAGACAUCAACUCUGAAGUGGCACCGUUAUAUUCUUAGUUCCACUGUUCUUCUGAAACCUUGACAAACGGUCUCUACCAGACCAAAGCUUCCUCUUGACUUUUUUUCCUCCUGUAUUUUCACUCAACAUUGCACAGUUAAGCUAAUUUCAAUUUAGAAUGUAUUAUAUUUAAAAAGGGAGGUGUUCAUAUUAACUAAUUUAUCUCACAGUAUGCUUUAAAAUGCAAUGUUUUCUUGCAUGUGUGCAUUUGUAAUGUGGGGUCUGAGAGGUGUGGUCGGACCCCAUAUUCACGACUGAAGUGAAUGUUGAUCGUUCAAAGCCAUGUAGCCAUAGUGCAGUCGUUCCUCUUGUUACCGGCUACUUCCUGUGAUUAACCUGGAAGUAGUCGCCAUGUUGAAGCUUGGAGAAAGGUCAAACCUGCACUUAAACAAACUGCUCCUCAAAUGUUUCGCUGCAGUCGAGUGUUUUUUCCUCUGUGGACAUCUGUUGAACUUUCAAAGGAACAGUUUUUGCCUUUUUUAUGUUUUAUGUACACAUUUCUUUUUUUUUUAUCUUGUGACAGGCUCAUUUACCUCGUUCUGAUAUAAGGGAAAUUAUCCAGUAGGUGAAUUUGGCUCCAUAAAACUUAAACAAAGGAUACUCAUUUCAUUUUGGCUGGUGUAUGAUUUAUGGUCUAUAGUGGCCUUUGUGUCAUGCAGCAUAUUUAAUGAUUCUCUGUUAACUUUGUGACCUAAAUGUUUCUUUGACUUUUUCUUGGAUUUUAAGCAGGUUGCAUUUAACAAAUCAGUUUACAUGCCAAAACACAUUUCCCCUGAUAUCCCUUUCAUAAGUCUUUGGGUCUCCAUCUUGAAGAAUAAUUUAAAGUUCAGUAUUUGUUUUAUUUAAUAUGUCAUUUUGGGCACUCAAUGAGCCUGUUACUAACGUGUGUUCUUCAGUCAGUGUAUAUAGCUUGUAUGGAUGGUAAUUUGUACAUACUGACAUUUGGCAUUAAAAGCCCUAUUUAUUUCAGAUUCUGUAUGGCAUGUUCAGCUAAUGAAUGGUUAAAGCCAUUGUUCUAUGAUAUCAGAUUGUCAAAGUUGUUUAAGUAAAUAAAGAUUGAGAUGACAAAUAA